Molecule: messenger RNA, 2685 nt
Organism: Apiotrichum porosum
Lineage: Eukaryota; Fungi; Basidiomycota; Tremellomycetes; Trichosporonales; Trichosporonaceae
Exons: 5
Coding region: 1-2685 (894 amino acids)
Biological process (GO): DNA-templated transcription; regulation of DNA-templated transcription
Cellular component (GO): nucleus
Molecular function (GO): zinc ion binding; transcription cis-regulatory region binding; DNA-binding transcription factor activity, RNA polymerase II-specific
Source: RefSeq, a predicted model, not a curated record
AUGUCCCAACCCCCAGAUACACGUCCCCCCGACUCGGGUUUGGCUGAUGAGAAGCAGUACGACUAUGGAGACUACUACCACUCUGCGAACAAGCGUCCCCGGCCUGACGACGACGCUGAAGGCAGUCGUGGCCACCCGUCGCAUGUUUCUCAUCAACACACGGGACACAGCAUCCACCCUCCCGCCCAGCAGUCCCCAUCCACACCCAUCUCGGGCCCCAAAAGAGCCAGCCAGGCGUGUCUUCGCUGCAGGAAGCAAAAGCUACGUUGUUUAGGAGGAUACCCAUGCUCGCGCUGCGUCAAGGCCAAGCACCAGUGCGACUUUGGUGGACCGGCAGGCGCCCCCGGGCCUCGCGUUGUGGACUCUGCACAUCGUAUUGAGACGCUCGAGGCCAACGUCGCUGCUCUCCUCGCGGGCAUGAGUGCAAACUCGGGACAGGCGCAGGCUGCCCAACAGCAACAACAACAGCAGCAGCAGCAGAGGCAGAAGAAGCCGAAACAGGCAGCCUCGGAAGACGCGGACGUAUACCCCCAGGCCGAGAUGCUGCGUCCCCUUCAACCCGAAGCCCGUAUCCCCCUCAACUUUGACGGACGCGUCCUCGAGAGCAGCAGCAACGGCGCCAGUGCCGGCAACUGGAACGACAUUCCACCACCGACGCACGUCCGCCCGUUUGACCCCCCACGCUUCCCGCGCAGCCCCGAGGCACACGUCCACUUUCCCGGAUCCCCGCUCCACACCAGCCCAAGCUACACCAGCACUGCGAGCGUGUUUGGCCCCAGCCCCGCUAGCGGAACGGGUGGUUCUCGCGGCGGGGGCGCGGGUGGUAGUGGUGGGAUCCCACAGAGGCGCAGGUCUCGUGGCCAAAAAGCCGAAGAGCGCCUCGCGGCGGCCACCGACGACGACGCCCCGUUCAAACCGCUUCUCUACCAGCCUACUGUGUGGGACAACCGCGAAGAGAGCAGGCGCGCUAGCCCCCAGCUCUCGAGUGGGGCUAGUCGUACCUCGGAAGAUAUGAUGCUCGAGCUGCCAAUGAUGCACCGUGGACGUGACGAUCCCGUGUCCACCGAACUCGUGGACGAGGGCAUGGCCAGGAUUCUCUUUGGAUUCUUUGUUCAGAAUCUCCACCCCUUCUGUCCCGUCGUGGAUGUGUCCGACGAAGACGCCUUCCUUCGCGUGCGCCAGCAGUCUGCAACUCUGCUGAGCGCCACCCUCGCUAUCGCAGCCCGCUUCUAUCCCCGGUACAUUGAGCGCCAGCCCUCGGCCUCGCUGCCGCCCAUCGCUCCCGAUCUGCCCGCGCGCCUGGCUCAGCUCGCCGAACACCAUCUCGCGCAAACGAUGCUCAGGAAGCAACACCACCUGACCGAUGUCCAGGCCGUCCUCCUCCUCGCGGCUUGGGGACUGCAGUCGGGCGGUAAGGGCCCCGACGCGUGGAUCGUCACCGGCCACGCCGCGCGUAUCGCCCGUCGCUUGGGUAUCCCGCGCGACCUCGCCGCGGCAGCCGCUGCAGCCCGUGUUGCCGUGCCAAACUCGCCAGAGUGGACCGAGCUCGAAGGUCACGGCUCCAAGUGGCGUACCUGGCUUUGCUGGUUUACGUUUGACGGCUUCCUCUCACUUGGCUUCGGACGUCCCCAGUCCACCCAGUUUGAGACCGUCGACGAAGCGGGGUUCCUCCAGAUGCGUCUCUCGUCGCCGUUACCCGUUCCCGGAACUCUGGCUGCUACCCAAGCCUAUGGCGACGCGUACAUUGCCGGCCAAGUGCAGCUGACCCAGAUUGGCCGUGACCUCAUCAACUGGGGCGACGCGCUCAGCGAUCCCCGCGCUACCGAGGUGGAGGAGCUACAGGGGAGGGAUAUCAGCGUGAGGGCCAUGUUUAGCGAGCUCAACGCGCGCCUGGAUGAGUGGAGUAAGAGGUGGAUCUGGUCUAACUCGCCCUAUUUGGCAUACCUUGGGCCCUCGGCUCGUAUCGGCCGCCUGCAGGCCGAACACAUGCGUCUCUGCCUCAACUCGUUUGCGCUCAAGGCCCCGCCCGACGAACUCAAGCUCAUUGGCGAUGCGCUCGCCCGUGGCCUCCAGGCGGCCAUGAGCACAAUCCAGACUUACCACGAGAGCUCGCAGACGGAUCUGGCGUUGAGCUUUGCUACGGAUUACCUCACGAUCACUCUGGGCCAAGCUGCCGUCUUCCUGAUCCGCAUCGCCAAAGCCUCGCCCGCCAUCCAAGCUGCGGCAAAGGUCGACCCGCCCGUGGUCACGCACUAUCUGAAGAUGAGCAUCGAGGUGCUGGCCGUCUCGGACCUGAGCGAGACCCGUCUCAGCAGCUACCUCGCGCGUACCCUUCGCGACAUUUCACGCGCGGCCGGCAUCCCUGUGGGCGACGACGACGGUCUGGACGGGACGAACGGCAUUGUCACUGCGGAGGGCAGCCGCCCAACAAGUGCCGACAAGCUCCAGGAGAGUGGCGAGGGCGGAAACGGUGUCAACAACGCCGAGGUUGCCCCCGACCUCGAGCGUCGUGGAGGAGGAACCGGGACGGGUACCGUUACCCCUGCGUGGGAUCUCGACAACCUGUUCAACCUCGAAGAGCACGUCGACCUGGGGUACCUCUUGGGUCUGCCCGGUGACAGCUCGGCUAUUGGGUCUGGAAUGAGCUUUGAGUAUGAGGGCUUUGGGAUGGGGAUGAUGCAGUAG